UGUUCGUGCUCGUGUUCUUCUCAGCAGCUGACGUCUCCUUUCUUGCAAAGAGAUGGCCUCUCUGUACGUAUCCCCUCACCCUGACGACUUCAGAAGUGUUCUUGCUCUCCUCGCUGCCGAGCUGUCCCCGUCCUCUCGUGUCAAGACCAUUACAGAGGAUCCCCCCGUCUGCCUCAAUGUCCGCUCCAGACCCACUCUUGUGCUGGGCCCCGGUGAAGGUGACACAGUGCUGAGUGGAGCCAACGCGGUGUCCUGGUACCUGGCUCAUCAGGGCAAGAAGGCUGGCAUUGAUGCCAAGCAGCAGAGUCAGGUUUGGCAGUGGCUCAGCUUCGCAGACAACGAGCUCAUCCCGGCGUCAUGCGCAGUCGUCUUCCCGCUCAUGGGGGUGAUUGCGAUGGAUAAGAAGCACCAGCAGAGUUCCCACGCAGAGUUGUUGCGAGUUUUAAAAGUUCUUGACAAGAUGCUGGAACCAAGAACAUACCUUGUAGGGGAGAGCAUCACCCUCGCUGACAUGGCUGUGUCUGCAGCUCUUCUUCUCCCCUUCAAAUAUGUGUUGGAGCCAGCAGACAGGAAGGUCUUAACCAACGUUACCAGAUGGUUCACAACGUGCAUCAACCAGCGACACUUCCUUAAGGUGCUGGGCGAGGUCACGCUGUGUGAGAAGAUGGUGCCAGUGACAACCAAGACAAAUGCUGAUUACGAAGCAAGUCCUCCAGCUGCUGCUACUGUCGGCCCGGCGGGAGAUGCACCUAAUGGCCCGCCAAAGACAGAAGCCCAAUUGAAAAAGGAGGCAAAGAAGAGAGAAAAGUUGGAGAAGUUUCAACAGAAGAAGGAAAUGGAGGCCAAGAAGAAGACUCAGCCAACCACAGAGAAAAAGGCCAAACCUGAGAAGAAGGAGUUGGGCAUUAUCACUUACAACAUUCCUACUCCAAGUGGGGAGAAAAAAGAUGUCAUUAGUGCGCUGCCUGACUCGUACAGUCCGCAGUAUGUGGAGGCUGCCUGGUAUCCGUGGUGGGAGAAGCAGGGAUUUUUCAAGCCUGAAUAUGGGAGGAAAAGCAUUAGUGAACCAAACCCCAACGGCAUAUUCAUGAUGUGUAUUCCCCCACCCAAUGUGACCGGUUCUCUUCACUUGGGUCACGCGCUCACCAACGCCAUCCAGGAUUCUCUGACCAGAUGGCACAGAAUGCGAGGAGAGACCACACUGUGGAACCCAGGCUGCGAUCACGCCGGCAUUGCCACCCAGGUGGUGGUGGAAAAGAAGCUGAUGAGGGAUAGGGGCAUGAGCCGCCACGACCUUGGCAGGGAGAAUUUCAUCCAGGAAGUGUGGAAAUGGAAGAACGAAAAGGGAGACCGUAUCUACCACCAGUUGAAAAAGCUCGGCUCUUCUCUGGACUGGGACCGAGCCUGCUUCACAAUGGACUCUAAACUUUCCUAUGCUGUGCAAGAAGCUUUUAUCCGCAUGCACGAUGAGGGAGUGAUCUACAGGAGCAACAGGCUGGUCAACUGGUCCUGCUCGCUCAACUCUGCCAUCUCUGACAUCGAGGUGGACAAGAAAGAGCUGACAGGUAGAACAUUGUUGCCUGUGCCUGGCUACAAAGACAAAGUGGAGUUUGGAGUUCUGGUUUCCUUUGUCUACAAAGUGGACGGUUCAGACGAGGAGGUGAUCGUGGCGACCACUCGUAUUGAGACCAUGCUCGGAGAUACAGCCGUGGCCGUUCACCCACAAGACUCCAGAUACCAGCAUCUAAAGGGGAAAAUGGUGGCCCAUCCCUUCUGUGACCGCAAGAUGCCUAUUGUUUUUGAUGACUUUGUGGACAUGAACUUUGGAACAGGUGCUGUCAAAAUCACCCCGGCUCACGACCACAACGACUACGACGUUGGAGUGAGACAUAAGCUGCCCUUUAUCAACAUUUUGGAUGAGAACGGCUCGCUCAUUAACGUGCCUCCUCCCUUCUUGGGUAUGAAACGUUUUGAGGCAAGGACGGCCGUCCUCGAGGCGCUCAAGAAGAGGGGACAGUUCAAGGAGGUCAAAGACAACCCCAUGGUGGUUCCAGUCUGCAGUCGUUCCAAGGACAUAGUUGAGCCCCUGCUCAAGCCGCAGUGGUACGUUAGCUGCGCAGACAUGGGCAAGCAGGCCGCGGACGCCGUUAGAGAAGGACGCCUCAAAAUCAUCCCUGACCACCACCUCAAGACCUGGUUCAACUGGAUGGACAAUAUAAGGGACUGGUGCAUCUCCCGGCAACUGUGGUGGGGUCACCGCAUCCCGGCCUACUUCAUCACCAUCAAUGAUCCCUCCGUGAAACCAGGAUUGGAUGUGGAUGGCCAUUACUGGGUCAGCGGUAAAUCAGAGGAGAUUGCCAGAGAGAAGGCAGCAAAACGCUUCAAUGUGACUCCUGACAAAGUCACUCUCAGACAAGAUGAGGAUGUUCUGGACACCUGGUUCUCAUCUGGCAUUUUCCCCUUCUCCAUAUUCGGCUGGCCUAAUGAGACCCAGGACUUGAGCGUGUUCUACCCUGGCACUUUGCUGGAGACGGGCCACGACAUCCUGUUUUUCUGGGUGGCUCGUAUGGUGAUGAUGGGCCUCAAGCUGACCGGCAAGCUGCCAUUUAAAGAGGUUUAUCUGCACGCUGUGGUGAGGGACGCCCACGGAAGGAAGAUGAGCAAAUCACUGGGCAACGUCAUCGACCCUCUUGAUGUCAUUACUGGAAUAUCCCUGGAGGGGCUGCAUGCACAGCUGACGAAUAGCAACUUGGACCCGUUGGAGGCGGAGCGAGCGAAGCAGGGCCAGAAGUCGGACUAUCCGAACGGCAUACCAGAAUGUGGCACAGAUGCCCUACGAUUUGCUCUAUGCGCCUACACCAGCCAAGGCAGGGACAUCAAUCUGGACGUCAAUCGCAUUUUGGGCUACCGGCACUUCUGCAACAAGCUGUGGAAUGCCGUCAAGUUUUCCAUGAAGACACUGGGGGACAACUUUGUUCCCUCAGAGAAAGCCCAGCUGUGCGGCGAGGAGAGCGUCACUGACAGAUGGAUUUUGUCGCGUGUGAGUGCGGCCGUGGCGUUGUGUGACGCCGGCUUCAAGGCCUACGACUUCCCCGCCAUCACCACUGCCAUCUACAACUUCUGGCUGUACGAGCUGUGUGACGUCUACCUGGAGAGCGUGAAGCCCGUGUUCGCCAGCGGGCAGAAGGAAGCUGAGGUGUGCAGACAAAGUCUUUACACCUGCUUGGACGUGGGCCUGCGCCUGCUCGCCCCCAUCAUGCCCUUCCUCAGCGAGGAGCUCUACCAGCGGUUACCACGGCGACGGCCCCAGCACGACGCCCCCAGCAUCGGCGUGACGUCCUACCCGGGCACGCAGGAGUUCUGCUGGAACAGUGAUGAGGUGGACAGGAACAUGGACUUUGUCAUGAGCGUGGUCAGAACUAUCCGCUCUCUCAGGGCCGACUACAACCUGACCAAGACACGAGCAGACUGCUACCUCCAGUGCAGGGACUCUUCUACAGUGUCGCUGGUCCACAACUACAACCUUCAGAUCCAGACACUGUCCUACUCUCAGGCCGUCAUCCCUCUGUCGGCGGAGCAGUCGGUACCAGGAGGCUGCGCUGUGGCCAUCGCCUCCGACAGAUGUACCGUCAACCUCAUGCUCAAGGGUCUGAUUGACGUGGAGAAGGAGGUGACCAAGCUGAUGAGCAAGCAGGGCGAGCUGGAGAAGCAGAUGGAGAAGCUGCAGGAGAAGAUGGCAAAGAACGACUACAAGGGGAAGGUGCCGGUGAAAGUACAAGAGCAGGAUGCUGACAAGCUGCAACAAAGUCACACUGAGCUGGAGAAAGUGAAAGAAGCCAUGGACAACUUCAAGAAGAUGCUCUAAACACUUCAGUCCGGUUAGAAGUAUUUUAUUUGCCCAAUAAAUCCAUCAUGGUGUCAAACUAAUGUGAUGGCUUUAUAGGCUUUUUUCAUUUAAACUUGAAUCUUCCUUCUCAGUGCAGUACUUUACGUCUUCUCACCGGGCUCUAAGAAUGGAAGUGGAGACUCAGGUUUAUUACACAUAUUUCUGCCUCUCCCUUUCACAAUACAAUCCUUAAAGGCCUACUGAAAUGAGAUGUUCUUAUUUAAACGGGGAUAGCAGCUCCAUUCUAUGUGUCAUACUUCAUCAUUUCGCCAUAUUGCCAUAUUUUUGCGGAAAGGAUUUAGUAGAGAACAUCGACAAUAAAGUUCGCAACUUUUGGUCGCUAAUAAAAAAGCCUUGCCUGUACCGGAAGUAGCAGACGAUGUGCCCGUGACGUCACGGGUUGUGGAGCUCCUCACACCCUCACAUUGUUUAUAAUCAUGGCCACCAGCAUCUAGAGUGAUUCGGACUGAGAAAGUGACGAUUUCCCAAUUAAUUUGAGCGAGGAUGAAAGAUUCGUGGAUAAGGAUAGUGAGAGUGAAGGACUAGAAAAAAAAAAAGGGCGAGGGCAGUGCAAGCGAUUCAGAUGUUAUUAGACACAUUUACUAGGAUGAUUCUGGAAAAUUACUUCUCUGCUUAUUGCGUUACUAGUGUUUUAGUGAGAUUAUGUGGUACCUGAAAGUCGGAGGGGUGUGGCGACCACCAGUGUCUCUGAGGGAAGCCACGCAGCUGCAGGAGGAUGCGAGCUCUGCUCAUAACUACGGUAAGAGCCGACUUAAUACCACCAUUUUCUCAGUGUAACCUGACGGUCGGGAACCAUGUUUGCUUGACCGCUCUGAUCCAUAGUAAAGCUUCACCUUCGGGAAUGUAAACAAGGAAACAUCUGCUGUGUUUGUGUAGCUAAAGGCAGCUGCAAUACACCGCUUCCCACCUACAUCUUUCUUCUUUGACUUCUCCAUUAUUAAUUGAACAAAUUGCAAAAUAUUCAGCAACACAGAUGUCCAGAAUACUGUGUAAUUAUGCGAUUAAAGCAGACUACUUAUAGCUUGGAUCGAGCUGGAAAAAAAAUGUCCUCUACAACUGGUGACGUCAAACGCACACGUCAUACCGCGACGUUUUCAACAGGAUACUUUGCGGGAAAUUUAAAAUAGCAAUUUAGUAAACUAAAGCGGCCGUAUUGUCAUGUGUUGCAAUGUUAAUAUUUCAUCAUUGAUAUAUAAACUAUCAGACUGCGUGGUGGCUAGUAGUGGCUUUCAGUAGGACUUUAAAAAACUAAAUGGGUUUUCAAAAAAUGGACUGCUAACCCAUAAUAUUGUAAACAAAUGUGUUGAAAUGUAAUUUGGGUUUAUUAAAAAUAACUACUUUAAUGACCUAGCUUCAAAUCCUCAUUUUAAACUAUUGAAAUAUGAACAGGUUUUGUUUGGUAUGAAAGAAGCAAAGUAUUUAUUCCAAGAGUUUAUUCAGCAUAUUUAAGGGAUCUUAUUUUAGGUCAUGUGAGAGAACAGCAUGUUGGGUAAUGGAGUCGUGCUAGAAGAUAAAUAAUACAUCCCUUUUAAAACUCCAAAAGCAGAGGAUGCAUGUUUCUGGACUGCUGGCUAGCAUAGAGCACGGAUUAAGAAAAGCAAACAAACCACAAGUGAAGAAUACAUCCAUCAUGGCCGCUCACAGCCCCCACGGGGGGUGGAACUCCGAGGCGGGCAGAGGCGUGCAGUGCGUCGUCUCAAAGUUCCUCAUGUGCUUCCGAGCC
Molecule: messenger RNA, 5630 nt
Organism: Nerophis ophidion (straightnose pipefish)
Lineage: Eukaryota; Metazoa; Chordata; Actinopteri; Syngnathiformes; Syngnathidae
Gene: vars1
Product: valyl-tRNA synthetase 1
Exons: 30
Coding region: 53-3865 (1270 amino acids)
Biological process (GO): valyl-tRNA aminoacylation
Cellular component (GO): cytoplasm; cytosol
Molecular function (GO): valine-tRNA ligase activity; aminoacyl-tRNA deacylase activity; ATP binding
Source: RefSeq, a predicted model, not a curated record